This is a messenger RNA of Scutellospora calospora, 1970 nucleotides long. The record is from the annotation of a GenBank genome assembly. NCBI's taxonomy places the organism in Eukaryota, Fungi, Glomeromycota, Glomeromycetes, Diversisporales, Gigasporaceae.
UCACUUGUGCAGAUGUAUUAAGCCUUAUUCCUAAUUGUAUACCUUUCUUAAAUUCUUUUGCCUUAGCUAGUUCAUCUAAUGCUGAGAAAUAUUAUAGAGAACUUAAGGGUUUUACAGAAAAAGUUAUAGAAUUAGUUGAGGAACCUUAUUCGAAAUUUAUUAAUAUUGGUCUUCCUAAGUUAUGUUUUAGUCUUCAACUUCUUGGAUCAGCAAAAAAGGAGCAUAUAAAAAGACCUGCUAUUUCUUCUAUUAACAAGGGAUUUAAAAAUUUUGAUAAUUAUCUGCUAGCAGAAGAGGAAUUUAAACCUAUCGAUAAUAAUGAUGCUUUGGUUAAAGGAGCUAAUUUAGCUAUUGCUGAAUAUAGAUGGCUUCAGAUUAGAAGAAUUGAAAAGGGAUUCAUUAACUUUCAAGUACAAUCUGUUAAAGAAUAUCCUAUAUAUGACAUUAAAUAUGAUAAGGAUCAACUCUAUGGAUAUAUUCAAAAAAAUAGAUAUUUUGUACUUAAAGAAAGUAUUAAUGUAAAAGAGAUGGAGGAUGCCUUAGAUGUUUUUUCAGAUUUUUUAAAUGAAGAGCCUAGUACUACUCUUAUUCAUUCUGCUGUUUCAUAUCGUAAAACUCUUAGCAAUGAAUCUGAAGCUAAACUUAAAGAAUUAGAAAAAUUCAAUUUCAGAAUUGAAAGUAUUCUUCGUCUUGGUUUUCAAAGAGGCUAUUCUUGUAUAGCAAUUUUAGAUAAAGCAAAUGCCACUAUGCGUCAAAUGGCUAGUAGAGUUUAUACUCAAGAAUCUGCUAAUGCUAUAUGUAAUUUAUUAAAUAUAGCUACUCAUGUUGUUGCUAUAGAUGCUUUUGCAAAUAACUCAACUUUAGCUUUCUUAAAAUUCUAUCAAGGUGAGAAUGAUCAUGUUAUUGAUAACAAAUAUCAACUACGUAAAAGAAAGAUUGUUAAAUUUCUUUACAAUCCAAAUAAAGGUUUAGAAGGUAUACGUAGAGGUUUUAAGAUACUUCAAGAAGAUGAGAAACAACGCCAAGAUAAUUUUGCUAAUAUUGAUACUACCUGGAGUACUCUUGACUGUGUAAUUUAUACAAGUACUGUAGAAGCUAGCAUCUUCUUUGAAAUAUCUAGUUAUUUUGAUACAAUUAUAGGAAUUACUAAUAUCACUACUCCUGUCCAUAUUGAAGCAUUUGCUCAGAUUCUUAUUGCUAGUACUGAAGCAAUACUUGAAUUAAUUUUAGUGGAAGAUACUGAAAAAAUCAAUAGGAAUAAAAUUUCUCAUACAAUUAAAAAUACUGAGAAAAAAAUUAAAGGUGCAGAUGCAGAAUCAAUAGCUAAUGCUUCAGAUAUUAAAAAUCUAAAAAUCAAAGAAGAAAUGCAAUGGGAAGAUUCACGUGAAUCUAUAGAUCCAUCCUCAGUUGAUUUGCAUAAAUUUUAUUUGGCAAGCAAAGAUGUAUUAUUACUCUUUAGCUUUAAAACUAGAGCUAAAAGAAUACCAGAUCUUAAUACUACAAUAAAAUUUAUUAAUGCAAUAUUAAGUAAUUGGUGUGGUUAUACUAUCAGAAGUAGUACAACUCAUGUAGGUUCAAGAACUAAUAGAGUAUGGAAAAAAACUUAUUGGAUUUAUCGCAAACCAUAUGGUGGAGAUAGUUUUGUAACUCAAGAAGAAAUAACAGCUAUAAAGGAUCUUUUCGAUUCUAUACCUAUUACUAAUAAUAUUACUUCAGAAUGUACAAAGCAUGAAGUUUCUGACUUAUCUAAUAAUAAGAUUGAUGAAAAAGAUUUAUUCUUAGAAAUGCUAGCUCAAUAUGAUGCAGAACAUAGAAAGAAUUCUUCUCAAGAUAUAUGUUAUGUUGAUAUUACUACUUUUGAAGCCAAUACAUAUAAGAAAGAAAUAUUUGAUUCUUUAAUUUCUUUAUCUUCAGAGUUUCUCAUUAAAAGUGAAUCUGAUAUAGAUAUGCUUAUCUUCUAUCUACAAUAA